Messenger RNA from Homo sapiens (human), 7408 nucleotides. RefSeq lists its product as uncharacterized. The transcript is spliced from 4 exons. The record is from RefSeq and is a predicted model, not a curated record. Lineage: Eukaryota; Metazoa; Chordata; Mammalia; Primates; Hominidae. The coding region runs from base 361 to 1047 and encodes 228 amino acids.
CGGGGAAAAUAUUGAGAGAGACAGAAAGAAAAGGAGAAACUUAUCUGAGGUUGGAAAUAAAGAGAAGGUGACAUUGGAGCGGAUAGAAAGGAAGAAACGGCGUGGGAUCUGGGAAUGAGGCAGUGGGUGGAGAGAGAAUGGGGAGACGACAGAGGAUGAAGGGCAGCUGAGUGUGUCUGCGGGAGAAGGACCAAAGCAAUCUGGGCGGAGCAGGUGGCAGAGGCAGCCGCGGAGGAGGCCCAGGGAACUGACGGGGAUGCUCAGCCAGGCCCAGAGGAUGCGCCCUGGCAGUCCCGGAAAACACCAGGAAAACAAGCAGGAACCGUAGCUAGGACUGGGGUGGCCAGGCCCAGGAAAUCCAUGAAGGGCACAGACAGCGGGUCCUGCUGCCGCCGCCGAUGCGACUUUGGCUGCUGCUGUCGCGCGUCCCGCCGGGCUCACUACACGCCUUACCGGUCCGGGGACGCGACGCGAACCCCUCAGUCCCCACGGCAGACCCCGAGCCGGGAAAGACGGCGCCCGGAGCCAGCCGGGAGCUGGGCAGCAGCGGCCGAGGAGGAAGAAGCAGCUGCGGCGGCCACACCCUGGAUGAGAGAUUAUUUUGCAGAGGAUGAUGGGGAGAUGGUACCCAGAACGAGUCACACAGCAGCUUUUCUUAGUGACACUAAAGAUCGAGGCCCUCCAGUGCAGUCACAGAUCUGGAGAAGUGGUGAAAAGGUCCCGUUUGUGCAGACAUAUUCCUUGAGAGCAUUUGAGAAACCCCCUCAGGUACAGACCCAGGCUCUUCGAGACUUUGAGAAGACAUGGAGAGUUUGCAUGGUAAUCAAGAGGCUUUUGAAGACUAAACCUCCGAACAGCUGUGUGGUGCUGGUGGGGGAAGCAAGGAUGCUAACACCCCAACCCCCUCCUUUUUUUGUUUUUUUUUUUUCACCUUUUGGAUCUGCUGUGAUGCAGAAAGGGCAAGCAGAGCUGCAGAGCUCCUCAAAACUGUGUGGGGUGCUCUCCAAAGGCCAGCCAGCCUGCAUGUUCCUUUUCAUUGAGAGAUGACUGGAAAUAUAGAAAUGAGGGGUGUCACCUCCAUUGAAAGAAUGGGUGGCAGAUAUAAGGCCCAAAGUCCUUUUCUUUUAGAGUUUAGAUCUAAUAUGACAGAUUAGUCCUUAUUUCUCGAUGCUGGGAAACACUGACAGAAACCAAGCUAAGACGCAGGGAAAAGGCCAAUAAGAGAUAGUUUAAAUCUCUCUCUGCUAUGUGUCAAAUAAAAAGUAAAUAAAGAGGCUACAACCCACUUCAGGCUUGAUCAGAAAGUCAUUGCCGGUAAAUCAUGCAGUGUUGUGUCACACGUUUGUUCAUUUUCAUAUCCGUUCAUCCAUCCUGUGGACUCUGAAUGACAGCACCUAAAAUACAAAACGCCUCCAUGAAAGGGUUUAAAAAUUAGAGAAAACAUUGGUUAGAAAAAAUACAGGAGAGAUAGGAACACAUUCCUAUGCCCUACCCUAAAAAUGGUAAAAUACUAAAUAACAUGGUAUUUUCUGUAAAGUUUAAAAUAUGCAUUUGGUAGCCUUGGGAUAUAGGAUAGGUAGCAGUACUCAGAGAGAGGAGGGGACAUGCUAAAUGUUUUUUGCCAAAGUAGGGUCGACUCCUCCAGGGCUUAAAGACAAAGGGAGACAGGCCUGGAAGAAGCAGCCAGGAAUCCCUUCUUAUUUCAUUUAUCCAUGCAACAAACACAUGAUCACAUUAAAUGAGAUACUUUAGUUCCUGCCCUUAGAUAGUUAUAGUCUAUUUGGAAGUACAGACAUUGCAUUAAAUACAAUAUAGCAUGGCAAGUGCUUUCAUAGAGAUAAGGACAGUACACUCUGAGAUCUUGAGAGAAAAUGUCUACUUUUAUUAAAGGAGUAGGGAAAGGCCUCUUACCAGAGGACAUUUCUCCUGGGGGCUUCACGUUGAGCAAGGUCUCCAAAGCUGAGUUAGAUUUUACUAGUCAGGGAAGUAGAGUAUAAUAUUCCAGACAGAGGGGAGAUUUGGGGGAAGGAAGAGAGAUAUGUUCAAAUAAGAGACUGGACUAUAGAGAGGUAAGAAAAAGAGAGUUAGAACAGGAGAGAAGUAAUACUAAAAGUACUCAAUCUGUCAAAAGUAAUUAUAAUUGUUCAGUAAUGCAGUUACCUCUAAAAUGUUUGCUGAUGUAGGAAAUUCUAGAGAAAAAAGGCUCUUUGAUUACAGGGAAAGAGAUAACAGACUAAAAAUGCAAAUACUGGCACAUUAUGGAACCAAAACAUAAUUAGUCAAUUAACAAGCGAAAGUGACAAUUAUCAUUUAUGUUGGUGUAGAAAAAAGGGACAAAGAAAGCAACAUUUCCAACAUACAACAGUGUUUCUUUUCUUUCAUUCUCCACCCACAACCAACAGCAUGGUUGUAUGUGUAUACAAACUCCAAUUGUAUGUUUGUCAGGUUGAGGUCAAUAGGUAUUACACUCCAUGAUGAAAGGAGGGCAUUGCUUAGCAUAUAUGCUUCAUUUGUAUUUUUGAAUGAGUGAGUGAUUUAAUUAAUUUCCCAACCUUACCAACUUCGUUAUGUAGGCGCUUUUCCCCACUCAGAGAAUCCACUGAUGAAGGGAUUCUCUGUGGGUUUAGUGUAUUGAGCAGUGGGUUUAGUGUAUUGAGCAGUGGGUUAAGUGUAUCUCAUAAGUUGUUUUAUUUUGUCUUUAUAAGACACGGAACAAGCAUCACUCUCCCCAUUUUUUAAGUGAGGGAACCAGGACUCACGGAAAUUGUGACUUUUUCAGGGCCAUAAGUUUAUGUACCAUGAUCAUAAAUCUGAACACAUUAUUGGAUCAGAAAUAAAUUUUACCUACAAAUGGUCACAAUGAUGUGUUGAGAAAAAUCCCUUGCCCUAUGCUUUCUCGCUGAUCACAGCACCCAGCUGCAGCAUCUCUGGAAUGAGCAAGACUUCAGCAGCACAUACAUAAUACUGGCUAGCAUUUGAUGAUCACUUUCUAUGUGGCAGAUAUUGCUCUAAGUAUGUGACAGCAUGAUCUCAUUUACAACAACCUUGUGAAAAGGCAUGUUCACCAGUUAGAAUGGCGAUCAUUAAAAAUCAGGAAACAACAGGUGCUGGAGAGGAUGUGGAGACAUAGGAACGCUUUUACACUGCUGGUGGGAGUGUAAAUUAGUUCAACCAUUGUAAAAGACAGUGUGACAAUUCUUCAAGGAUCUAGAACUAGAAAUGCCAUUUGACCCAGCAAUCCCAUUACUGGGUAUAUACCCAAAGGAUUAUAAAUCAUUCUACUAUAAAGACACAUGCACACGUAUGUUUAUUGCAGCACUAUUAACAAUGGCAAAGACUUGGAACCAACCCAAAUGCCCAUUAAUGUUAGAAUGGAUAAAGAAAAUGUGGCACAUAUACGCCAUGGAAUACUAUGCAGCCAUAAAAAAAGAAUGAGUUCAUGUCCUUUGCAGGGACGUGGAUGAAGCUGGAAACCAUCAUUCUCAGCAAACUAACACAGGAACAGAAAACCAAACACCCUAUGUUCUCACACAUAAAUGGGAGUUGACUAAUGAGAACACAUGGACACAGGGAGGGGAUCAUCACGCACAGGGGCCUGUCAGGGGCUGUGGGGCAAGGUGAGGGAUAAUAUUAGGAGAAAUACCUAAUAUAGAUGACGGGUUGAUGGGUGUGGCAAACCAACAUGGCACACGUAUACUGUGCAACAAACCUGCACGUUCUGCACAUGUAUCCCAGAACUUCAAAUAUAAUAAAAAAAAGAAAAGCCAUGAUUAUUAUUCCAGUUUACAAAUGAUGAACUAAUGGCAAAAAGAAUAACAAAGGAACUUGUCCAAUAACUCAUGAUUGAGCCUGAAAACACCUGAUGUCUUUGUGACCUAAAGAUAGUGGGCAUGUCCUAUGUUGGGGAACUCAGCUGGUGAAAGUUUGGUGCUAAUGAAGGUGUUGGCUUAUUUGGAAAUGGAAUCACUAGUUCCUCCUAUUUAGAUUGAUGCAGAUUGAAAUCCUACCAGAUUCCUGCCUCUCUAGGUAAACUGUAAAUCCACUUUUGUCUUCCAGUAUUCUCUAUUACAUGAUUUUUACUCUAUUAAUUCUGAACUGCUUGCAAUUCAAAGCUGUUUCAUACUUUCAUUUAUUUGUACCUGCUGUUCCCUCUGCCUUGAAAACCUUUUCUCUCCUAUUGUUUAUUUGGUUAAAGUUUACUCAUCCUUCAAGAUUCAGCUCAGGUGCCUUUUUAAAUUUAUUUAUUUUUUAAUUUUAGGAUGCCUUCUCUUACUCUCUAAUCCCAGAAUAUAUACCAAGACUCUAAGCUCCUUGAGGGCAGAAAACACCUCUUGCCCAUUCUUUUCUAGUCUCUAGAAUAUAGCAUAAUGUAGUACAUAGUAAGUGCUCAGUAAAUAUUCAUCAACUAAACUAGCUGAAAAGUAUUAAAAAUUAGAUAUCCUAUUGGAUUUGUAUCUCUUCUGCCUCUACCUGGUAUUCACAAUAAGUUGAAUAGUUUUAAGGAGGGUAUUGGUGUGUUAGUUGAUUGGGUAGGAUGGGAAACUAGGAAGUCAAGAAAUGUACAUUUCUUUUCCACUUUAUUUUUUUAUUGUUCAUUUUUUUUGAGAAGGAGUCUUGCUGUGUCACCCAGGCUGGAGUGCAGUGGUGCAAUCUCAGCUCACUGCAGCCUCUGCCUCCUGGAUUCAAGCAGUUCUCCUGCCUGAGUAGCUGGGACUACAGGCUCCCGCCACCACACCCGGCUAAUGUUUUGCAUUUUUAGUAGAGAUGGAGUUCCGCUAUGUUGGUCAGGCUGGUCUCCAAAUCCUGGCCUCAAGUGGUCCACCCUCCUUGGCCUCCCAAAGUGCUGGAAUUUCAGGCGCGAACUACGCGCCUGGCCUCUUUUCCACUUUAAAUGGAAUGAUAAAACUAAAAAUGAAAAGGACGGGAGAGAAAGAGUCUUUUUGAAAUAAUAUUUGACAGGAUUUAUUAAGAAGAUCACAAUAGUAGCUAAUAACAAUAAAUACUAUUUGAGUGCUCAUUAUGCACCAGGUACUUUUCUAGAUAUUUGACAUAUUUAAUUUAGUGUAUUUUCAGUUCAUUUUCCUAACUUAUGAGAUAGAUAUUAUUUUUACAACCAUUAUACUAGUGAAGAGAUCAAGGUUCAAAUAACUUGCCCAAAGUUAUAUAAGAAUAAAGUAACGGAACCACUGUAACUCCAAUGAUUCCAAAGCUCUUGGGGAAAUGAAAGGACUCUCAGAGAAGGAGAGCAUUACAUUGGUGGAAUGCCUGCAUUUGGGUUUUUUACAUAGAAUCAACAUGGCAGACGGUACAGAAAAGCCACGGAAGGGUGGGAGUCUUUGGCUAUAAAAUCAAGAGGGGGCCUCCACUGCCCUGUCCUGUUUACACAUUUUUCUAAUAAUGUUGUCUUUAACAAGAAAAUAUCAUCAAAACCAGCUGUAGUGUAUGCCUAACUGUACUCUGCAGCUUUCCUUGGCAGUCUGAAUCUAACCGCAGUGAGUCAGCCUGUUCAGGUCCCACCCAUCCUGGUGAACUUUUCCACUUGAAUCUUGAAGUCUUUGGGGAGAAAAAAGAAAAAAAAAAGUGCUAAAAGCAGAAGGCUUUUUCAUUUUGGGGAGUUUCUGGAGCUCUGAGUUAUCACAGUCUGGGUAACCUGUGCUAAUUUAGGUUAAUUGGGGUCCUGUCACUGCCCUCUUUAUGUUCCACAAUUUUGGUGCUUCUCGAGUGUUUCUCUCUAAUUACAGCCUUGGAAAAUGAAUACUACUAGUGAAGUGCAUUUUUAUUUAAAAAAAAUGCAUUCAUUCUUCCAAACCACAGUGUCCCAAACAUACUGGUUUUGUUUUCACUGGUAUCUUAAGACAUUCAAAAAGUUACUAGGAGGCAGGGGGUAAAUAUUAAACUUUCAGCAAUCACAAGUGCAGUUUGUUUUCCCUUUUCAAUCUCAUGUUUAAAAAGGGAAACAGAAGGCUUCCACACACAGGCAUUCCACAGACUUUCCAUGCAAAGUUUUCUUUCCUAAGCAACAUUACCAAAGAUAUGAAUCAAAUCAAUUACUUUUUUUCUUAUAGAACUACAGAGUAAAAGGAAUGCUUCUGAGUGCUGUAGAAUAUACAAAGAUGGACAUGAGAUUCCAUUCUCAAAGAAUGUACAAUCUGAUUGGGGCAUAAAAAAAUUUAAAUUAUACAAGAUUUAAUUUAAAUAACAUCUAAGGCAAUAUUGAAAGAGAUAUUUCAAGAUGGGAGUACUUGCCAAACUAAUGUAUGUUUUUAAAACUUAAAUAUGGCGAGGUGUGGUGAUCAUGCCUAUAAUUGCAGCACUUUGGGAGGCUGAGGUGAGCGAAUACCUGAGGUCAGGAGUUCGAGACUAGCCUGGCUAACAUGGUGAAACCCCAUCUCCAUUAAAAAUACAAAAAUUAGCUAGGCAUGGUGGCACAUGCCUGUAAUCCCAGUUACUCAGGAGGCUGAGGGAGGAGAAGCGCUUGAACCCAGAGGGCAGAGGUUGCAGUAAGCCGAGAUCGAGCCACUGCACUCCAGCCUGGGCGACAAAGUGAGACUCUGUCUCAAAUAAAUAAAUAAAUCUUAAAUACUGGGAUAGAACAUUUUUUCUAAUUUGUGCACGCGCGUGUGCGUGUGUAAACUUUUCAAAGUUGUAAAUAUUAGCUUACAUUUGGUCAUGCAAUUAAUAAAGAAACUUUAUCAAAAAGAAUGAAAUUACAAAAGUUGGACAACCCUGAACAUUCUGAAAGGUAUGAUUACCAACACAGAAAAGAGAGCAACCACUUUCACAGAGAAUGUAGCACUUGAAUUAGAAUAAUUCUUUUCGUAAUUUUAAAUUAUCUCCUUUCUGUCUCCUCAUUAAAACUUGUUUUCUUCUCUUCUCCCGUUGUUCGAAGAGAAGCCCUAUCUUUCUUUCUGUGGACUUUGCAAAGUUUCCAUUCUAAUGAUAAUUUCCAUUCCAAUACUAAAUUUAAAAAAUAGCAACAAAGAUCAUGAUACCAAUUAAUAUUUGUAAGUGCUUACAGUGUGCCAAGUUCUGAGAAUGCACUUGACCUUAUUAUCUUAUUCAGUUCUCCUAAUAGUCUUUUGAGGUUGGUACAACCAUUGUCUUUGUUUGUAGAGAGACACUGAAGCUAGGAAAACACUAGUAAUUGAUGGCAAGUGCUGGAGCUGGGAUUUGGACAUAAGUGUACUGGUUCUAGUGCCUAAACUCUUAGCCACAAUUUUAUUAUGCUUACUGAUAGCUGACCCCCUUAUUCAUUUGUUUGUUAAUCCACUCAUCCAUUUAUGAGUGCAUCGUGUGUGCCAGGCCAUGUUCUAGCUGUUAGUUGCACAAUGAUCAAGAAUGAAUGUAUGAAAAUAUGUAUUUUCGGCCGGGCGUGGCGGCUCACGCCUGUAAUUCCAGCACUUUAGGA